AACGAUUAUAAGCACAUGCCACAUCUUCUGUCUGCACUCUUCUCUUCCUUAGGUCUCUGUCUCCCAGCAAACUCUCCCACUAUCUGCUUGUGUCAUUUCAUGAAAGAAAGCAAAAGCAAAACAGAAGCAGAGAGAAGGGUUGGGAGGAUAAAGGGUUAUUAGGAAAUCAGUGGGAGUGGGAGAGAAAGAGAGAGAGAGUAGGAGGGAGAUGAGAGGGGAGUAAGCCAUGUUUUGAGCACAGGCUACUGACCGCUUAGACAAAAAAGAAAAAGAUAGAAAGAAAGUGCGAGACAAGGAGAUAAACGGCCAGCAAGACACAAGAUGGCUACAGUCUCUUCUGAUUUAAAUGCUGAAGAGGGACCUUGUCUACCCAUGAGGCGCCUCUUAUUGUUGGGGUUCCAAGGCUCCGGUAAAACCUCAACAUUGAGUACCAUCUUGAGUCAAGUGAAAACCCCAUCUGACCAUUCCCAAAUAGAGCAGCAUCAGCACUGUUUAGAUAUACUUAAUGGUAAACUGCUGGUCAUUGACACCCCUGGAUGGCAACUGGAAACUGGAGAUACAUCAGACGAGAGGGACUCCGAGAACCAGCAAUUCAUCAUUGAUCAAUGCUCUCCUGGUCCCCAUGCAGUUUUGCUGGUGGUUCCCAUUGGAGCUCCAUUCACUGAGCACCACUGGCAAGGUCUGUGGUGUCGGGUCAGGGCUCUGGGAGCAGGAAUAUGGAGGCACACCAUGGUUUUGUUCACCUGUUCGGACCAGUUGCCGCAGGACAAGGGAGUGGAGGAAUUUAUUGUGGAUGGAGGGGCAGCACUGCAGAGGCUGGUGGAAAGGUGUGGCUGCAGGUACCACACCUUGGAUAACACCUGCUCGGACAACGGCACUCAGGUUGCUGAGCUUAUGCAGAAAGUGGAGGAAAUGGUGCAUGACAAUCAGGGCUGGUUCUUUGAGAUGGAUAGGCCAGACCUGGUGUUCGAGGAUGAUGCGAUUCAGGGGGAAAGAGAAGAUGAUGGAGUCACAGAAGUGGAGAGGACGCCAGCAAUGUUUAGAUCUCCACCAAGAGAGUUACGGUUGCUGUUAGUUGGCUGGCGUGGAGCUGGUAAGAGCUCUGCAGGUAACAUUCUGUUGGGCUGUCGUGCGUUUGAAUCAGGACGCCCCACAGAGGUCUCUGUCCGCCACCAAGCAUUCGUAGCUGGUCGACGCCUCACGGUUGUCGACACGCCAGGUUGGGAUUGGUUCUCCGUCCAACGCACACCCAGCAACGUUCGAAAAGAAAUCAAACAAGGGGCGGGGCUUCUCCAUCCCGGUCCACACGCACUCUUAAUGGUCAUCCCUGUGGUCUCCACACUCACUCCCAAAAAGAGGCAGGCCCUCAAGAGCCAUUUGGAAAUGUUUGGUGAGGAGGCGUGUCUACACACACUGGUUCUUUUCUCAUGUGGUGAUUGGCUGGAUGGCACAUCAAUUGAGGAUCAUAUCCAACAGGACGGUGGUGAGCUGCUGAAACUGAUGAAGCAUUGCUGGAACUGUUAUCAUGUGCUGGACUGUACCAAGGCCAACAAGGACAGGACACAGGUGACUGAACUCUUGCAGAAAAUAGAGGAAAUGGUGGCAGAGAAUGGACAGAAGCCUUUUUUACCUGUCAAACUGAACCAAGAACUAGAUGAGGAGGAAACGAGUGGAAGAUGCACUCUGCAGUGAAGAAUGAGACAAUAUCGUGUGCACGUCCAGAGCACAUUUCAAAAUGAUGUACUAAGACAGUGAAAAAAAUCGGACUUUUUGGAUUCUGAAACAAGCAUUUUUAUCCUGCAACUGAUCACACAUAAGGUCAUUCAUACGGUUUGUAUUUCAUCUUGAUCAAUAGAAUGCAAAUAUUAUAUUACAUGGACAUUACACUGCUUUUGAACUUCAUGGAAAAUAUGUUCUAUUUAUGUUUACAUUCAGUAUACAGAAGUGCAACCUAAAUUUCUGGCUUCUCAAGCAAUGUAGAUGGGUUAGCCACUGGACUUUCAUGAGUUUAAAAUUAAGAGCUAUUACUUUUGCUACAGACCACAAAUCAGUUAUUUACUCAUAUUGACACUAGCGCAACAUGCACACAUCUGUAUUGAUACUGAAUAUUUGCAUAUUUGACAAUAAACAGGCCAACUGCCCAAAAUGAUUCUAUCCAUUUCCGUUAUGUAUCACAGGACUCUCAUAACCAAUAUUGUACAGUAUUUAUACAACCUGGAUAUAUAACCUAGAUUAUAUCAGGUGGUCUUGAUAACAGUGUAUAGACUAUUUAUACUGUUUUUCAUGCACAUUCAAUGUAAUGUUAGAAUGUAGAAUUUAAUUGAAUACAGCAUUCAUUGAAUUAUCAUACACAGUAUGUGCACAGGGAUUAAGUGCACCUGAAAUAGAACUGUGUUCUAGAGUAUAAAACGGUUUUCUUUACAAAGACUGAACUGAAUGUGCCAAUAAGAAUCUUUUUGUUUUAAAUUUGAUAUGACUUGAUAACCAUAACCAAUAAGGAGGGCAUGAGUCAAUAUAAAGUUCUACCUUUAUGCUUCUGAACUGUACUAAUGGGUGGUGUUGAGCAUUUAGGGGCAUUGCUGUGUUACCUACCCACAAAUAUUUCGCCCAAUAUGACAACAUAUUAUGAAAACCAAAAUGCUUAGGCCCAAAUUCAGCCUCAAAUGUGUCUUUUAACUGGUAAUAUGUAUUUGGAGCCCAGCUGACUCUCUUGUAUUUUUUUCACCUCAUAUUUUCAUAUUAAUAAAGGUAAUUUUUACAGUGAAAUCCGUGCAUUGUUUGAGUGGUGAUUCUUUGGUUGCGGUUUCCUCAAAUCAGUCUCAAACUUAAAAGGCCCACAAAGUGAAGAUUCCCACAUAUAACCAAAAUCCAGUGUUUAUAAUUUAUGUGUUGGGUAUUUGAUGCAGUCAUUCUUCAAGUAAAACAAGUCCCAAUAAUAGUGUACUUUCUUUCUUUGGAAUAAAGAAGUCUGCUAAACAAGCAACAAACAUGUUUUGAAGAGUCUUCCAUGCACCCCGAUCACUUUAUGCAGGACUCAAUUCUUGCUUCAUCUUCAGAGUGGAAUUUUCUGACCUCAGUCUGCAGAUUCACUCCACAUACAGAACCAUUUUGAUUAUCUGUAACAAAAUCAACUUUAUACACCAAUCAGCCACAACAUUAAAACCGGAUGCCAAAUAUUGUGUAGCUCCCCCUCGUGCUGCCAAAACAGUGCAACCCACAUCUGAGAAUAGCAUUCUGAGAUUAUAUUCUUCUCACCAUAAUUGUACAAAGCGACUAUCUGAGUUACUGUAAACUUUUGUCAGUUCAAACCAGUCUGGCCAUUCUCUGUUGACCUCUCUCAUCAACAAAGGGAUUUCCAUCCACAGAACUGCCCCUCACUGGACGUUUUUGGCACCAUUCUAAGUAAAUUCUAGAGACUGUUGUGCAUCAAAAUCCCAGGAGAUCAGCAGUUACAGAAAUACUCAAACCAGCCCAUCUGUCAGCAACAAGGAAUGGCCAGACUGGUUCAAACCGACAAAGUCUACGGUAACUCAGAUAACCGCUCUGUACAAUUGUGGUGAGAAGAAUAGCACCUCGGACUGCUAUUCUGAGAUGUGGGUUGGUGCUGUUUUGGCAGCACAAGGGAACCUACACAAUAUUAGGAAGGUGGUUUUAAUGUUGUGGCUGAUCAUAAUUUAUAAUUAUAAUUUUCUUUAUUUAUCACACAUUAUACAUUUGCACAUAUACGGUGAAAUUCUUCUUUUUCACAUAUCCCAGCUAGGCUGGGGUCAGAGUGCAGGGUCAGCCAUGAUACGGCGCCCCUGGAGCAGAUAGGGUUAAGGGCCUUGCUCAAGGGCCCAACAGUGGCAUCUUGGCGGUGCUGGGGUUUGAACCCCCAACCUUCUGAUCAGUAACCCAGAGCCUUAACCGCUGAGCUACCACUGCCCCUGCCACUACCACUGCCCCAUUGUAUAUAAUAAAACAAUAUUAUAAUACUGCCAAAAGAAAAGACAUUGAAACGGGUGUUCUUUUCCUACGGUAUUUUUUUUUUACACGUUAAAAGUGAUAGUGAUUUCCAAUAAUAGAUCCAUAAUAUGACAAAAUAUUUACAAAUAUGUGCAAUUAAAUAAGUGCACACUAUAACAUUUCUAUGAGACACUAGGAAAGUUUAAAUAUCAAGCUAAAGCAUUUACAUGGCACAGAAGUUUAGCUUGGAAAUUUCAUAACAGACAUACAGUGCAUCAGUACACAAUGAGCUGGUUAAUAUAAAAUACUGUGCAUUAAAUUUGACACGCAAGAUGAAAAAAAAA
Messenger RNA from Myxocyprinus asiaticus (Chinese sucker), 4289 nucleotides. RefSeq names its product GTPase IMAP family member 8. Bases 322 to 1692 code for a protein of 456 amino acids. Gene Ontology annotation, molecular function: GTP binding. The transcript has 4 exons. Lineage: Eukaryota; Metazoa; Chordata; Actinopteri; Cypriniformes; Catostomidae. The record is from RefSeq and is a predicted model, not a curated record.